AUGGAUGUCCCGCAGAACGCCCGGGCCAGGUCCGCAUCGAGGGCCAGCAAUAAAAGCUCUGGCAUCCGCCCCUCGAGCGCCAAUCCGCAGCCCUUCCACGACCCCGCCGCAUCAUCACGGUUCCCCAGCUCGAGCUCGGCCGCAGACGCCUUCGCCCUCGACGCCUCGUUCAUGCCCGCCUCCGCUGCCCUCGAUCCUGGUCUGUUCCAGACCCCGGCCGCGUCAGACCUGUCCUUCACGCAACCCCAACCCUACUCGCAGUCCUUCGAGGCCAGCUUCCUGCAGCAGCUGGAGCAUUCCUCCAAUCUAAAAGCCGACGCCGGCGGUGCUAGUGUAGGCAAUCUCCUCCCCUCAGACCAGCUCCCCUUCGACGACCUGCCGAUGUAUAGCGAGAGAAAUCAGGCUCCAGAUUUUGUUUCAUCUUUGCUUUUCGACCCCCAGACGGCGCAGGCGGCCGCGCACCACAAUAGCCAGUCUGUGAAUCCCGCAGACCUUAGCAGGAUGCCGUCGCCUCGCCCGUCUCCCCCCCAUCUCGCGCCCCCUGAAUCGCACACCUCGCCGCGCCCAACGUCUCCAGCAUCGAGCCCCGGAACGUUUUACACCCCACAGCACUCGCGCCAGGCAUCGUUGGACCCUGCCACGGCCGCAUAUGUUACCGGCCAUGGCCAUUCGGAUUGGCAGGGGAUGCUGGGAAGCCAGUCUUUCCAAGGCCAUAGAAGAGCACCCUCGGAGCAUUCGGACGUCUCCUCUGUUUCCCAUUCGCCAUAUUUGGCCCAAGAGUCCUUCGAUAUAUCUGAAAAUAACCAUUCUCCACUACUAAUGGCUCAGCCAGACAAUCUACUCUACGAGAAUGCGCUUGGAAUCGGGUCGUUUACAAUUUCAGACCAAGACCAAGCGUUCAGCCCUGCCCAUACCCCUUAUAACAUGUCGCCUCGAUUGAUGGCCCAACAGCCGGGUGGAGACUUGGCAAAUGAGAACGCUUUUCUUAAUACUCAAAAUUUAAACAACCAUUUUGUUACACUCCCUUCAGACACAUAUACGAUCAAUACCGAUAUUCCUGGCCCAACUCUCCAAUCGCAAACGAGCCCCAGUGAGAUGGGUCAAGCGGCUCAAAUGACUCCGCCUGUAAUCAGCGUUGAUUUUGCGCCACCAUCGAGGACGUCAACGUUCGAAACGAUGAACAAAGUUGAUCAGGAUAAGGAUACUCUUAGCCCACCUAUUAGUCGACGAGGUAGAAGUAAAUCCGACCCCUUUGCACAAUCAAUGCCGCGUUCUGCACCACUCACGCCAUUCCCCACUGUCCCACAUGAUCCGCGCUCUCUUUCGCCGUUCCCACGCAGCGUUGGGUCUCUGAGUACUCCAUCGUCCCGUGAAGUCUCACCUGCCGCUAAGAAUCGCAGACAGUCUACUUCAUCUAUAGACAACCGCAACUACAUUCUUGAUCUUGCAGAUCCCCAACGGCCUGGUUCCACCGGCGGCGAUUCAAAGCGCGUACAGAAACAUCCAGCUACGUUUCAAUGUAAUCUUUGCCCAAAGCGAUUUACUCGAGCUUAUAACUUGCGCUCUCAUCUUCGAACUCAUACCGAUGAGCGGCCGUUUGUCUGCACCGUGUGUGGCAAGGCAUUUGCGCGCCAGCACGACCGAAAACGGCAUGAAGGGCUGCAUUCCGGAGAGAAGAAAUUCGUUUGUCGCGGAGAUCUAGGUCGGGGCGGCCACUGGGGUUGCGGACGCCGUUUCGCGCGCGCCGAUGCACUUGGACGGCAUUUUAGAUCCGAAGCCGGCAGAAUCUGCAUCAAGCCCCUCCUCGACGAAGAAGCCUCGGAGCGCGAACGCGCAUACCUCCAGCAAGGCCAGCACCAGCAACACCCUCAGCAGCCGCACCUCACCGGCCACCUGCAGCCCGUCCCGCAACCGAUGACCGUCCAGGCAGGCAUGGACGGCCAGGCCUCCUCAUUCACGCUCCCCGCCGCUCUGCUCCUACAGUAUCCCGCCCUGCAGACCCUGCAAUGGGACCAGAUCGCCGCGCAGCCCGACGAUAAUAAUAACAGCGACUUUCGCAGCGGCGGGAGUUUCGAUGCGAGCUCCGGCGGUGAGUUCGGGCUUGGCGAUGACGAUGAAACUGGCGGCCUUGGCGGCGGCAGCGGGUUUGUAGGCGGCCAGCCGCCGCCGGGCCAGGCGCAGGACCAGUUGCUGGGAAUGAAUGCGAGCGCAGGCGGUGCGAGCUGGCAGCCGCAGGCUGGAGGAUGGACGAGCAAUGAGUAUGAUGUUAAGUAG
Ophidiomyces ophidiicola is the source of this 2274-nucleotide messenger RNA. RefSeq names its product DNA-binding transcription factor (gene CRZ1). Lineage: Eukaryota; Fungi; Ascomycota; Eurotiomycetes; Onygenales; Onygenaceae. Gene Ontology annotation, cellular component: nucleus. Gene Ontology annotation, biological process: regulation of transcription by RNA polymerase II. The transcript is spliced from 2 exons. The record is from RefSeq and is a predicted model, not a curated record. The coding region runs from base 1 to 2274 and encodes 757 amino acids. Gene Ontology annotation, molecular function: DNA-binding transcription factor activity, RNA polymerase II-specific; RNA polymerase II cis-regulatory region sequence-specific DNA binding.